AUGAUGCAGCAAUUCAUGCAAAUGUCAAUUCAGAAUCAGAAGAACACCGAUGCCUCAAUUAAAAACUUGGAGGUGCAAGUGGGGCAAUUGGCCAAGCAAGUGGCGAAUCAACAAAGCAAUUCAUUUUCCGCCAACACUGAAGCCAAUCCCAAAGAGCAAUGCAAAGCGGUGGUCACAAGGAGUGGUAAAGAAGUGGGGUUGAAUGCUAAAGGAAGUGAUGAAGCCAAAGUGAAACCCAGUGACAGAGGAGAAGAAAAAGAUGAGGAAGAGAUGGAUGAAGAAAUUGUUGUAGAAGAGGAGGAGAAUAAGAGUGAAAAUAGAGAAAAUGAGAAAAAGAAGGAAGUGGCAAUAAAGCCACCACCAGUGAAGACUCUCCCAUAUCCUCUUAAGCCUUCGAAGAAAGAUAAAGAAAGGCAAUUUGCAAGGUUUUUGGACAUUUUCAAGAGGCUUCAAAUCAAUAUUCCCUUCCCAGAAGCCUUGGAGCAAAUGCCAACCUAUGCAAAGUUUAUGAAGGAAAUCCUCACAAAGAAGAGAAGAUUUAUUGAAGAGGAAACCAUAGAAUUAGAGGCUGGAUGCAGUGCUAUCAUUCAGAAGAUGUUGCCUCCAAAAUUUAAAGAUCCUGUCAACUUUACACUUCCAGUCACAAUAGGGAGCCUAGCUGUGGGGAAGGCCUUACUUGAUUUGGGUGCUAGCAUCAACUUGGUGCCUCUUUCUAUGCUCAAAAAGAUUGAGGAGUUGGAAAUCAAGCCCACUCGAAUGAUGGCGGAUAGGUCAAUCAAAUACCCUCACGGAGUAGUGGAGGAUGUACUGGUUAAAGUUGACAAGUUCCUAUUCCUAGUGGACUUUGUUAUAAUGGAGAUGGAGGAGGAUGUUGAAGUUCCUCUCAUAUUGGGGAGGCCAUUUAUGAAGACUGCAAGAGUGCUAAUUGAUGUUGAUGAUGGCAAACUCAUUAUGAGAGUUCAAGAUGAAGAAGUGAACUUCAAUGUCUUUGAAGCCAUGUCUCACCCAAAAGAUAUUGGAGGAUGCUUCAGAGUUGAUAUGCUUGAUGAAGUGCUCAUGAGCUCCAAGAAAGAUCUACACUCCUCAUCCCCUCUAGAGAAAGCUCUAAUUGAUGCAUUUGAGACUCUCAAUGAUGAGGAAGAGAAAGAGAUUGAUGAGUGCUUAGCCAAUCUUGAUGUUUUGAAAAUCCCUCCUCAUGAGGCGAAGAUGGAAGAUUUGAAGGGUGAGAAUGAAGUCACAAAGCCAAAAGUGGAGUUGAAGUUGUUGCCCCAACAUUUGAAGUAUGUGUUUCUUGAAGGGGGUACCAACAAACCUGUGAUUAUCAGUAACUCCUUAUCACCAUCAGAAGAAGAAAAGUUGAUUGAAGUGUUAAGAGUCAACUCAGGAGCCAUUGGUUGGUCUAUAUCUUAUCUAAAGGGAAUCAGUCCCUCCUACUGCAUGCAUAGAAUCUUCAUGGAGGAGGAUUUCAAGCCAGUGGCACAACCUCAGAGAAGGUUGAAUCCUGUGAUGAAGGAGGAGGUGAGAAAUGAGGUAUUGAAACUCCUAGAUGCCGAAAAUAUCUACCCAAUCUCUGAUAGUGCAUGGGUGAGUCCAGUGCAAGUGGUUCUCAAGAAAGGCGGCAUGAUAGUGGUUCGUAAUGAUAAGAAUGAGUUGAUACCCACACAAACCGUGACCGGCUGGAGGAUGUGCAUAGAAUAUAGAAAGCUGAACAAGGCCACAUUUUGGUGGGUCAAGCUUUCUAUUGCUUUUUGGAUGGCUAUUUUGGUUAUAACCAGAUUGUGGUGGACCCUAAAGACUAAGAGAAGACCGCCUUCACUUACCCUUUUGGUAUCUAUGCCUACAGAAAGAUGCCAUUUGGGCUUUGUAAUGCACCAGCCACGUUUCAACGAUGCAUGUUGGCUAUUUUCUCCAACCUUGUGGAGAAGUGCAUAG
Molecule: messenger RNA, 1932 nt
Organism: Vigna unguiculata (cowpea)
Lineage: Eukaryota; Viridiplantae; Streptophyta; Magnoliopsida; Fabales; Fabaceae
Source: RefSeq, a predicted model, not a curated record